CGGAAUAGAACGGGUAGCCUUAAGACGCUCAAAAUAGAGAAUGAAGUUAAUUGAAAUAAUUUUGUUUUUUGUGACUUUUAAAACACAAACAGUGCAUCCACAAGAGGAAAGUGAAGUUGUCCAAAUAAUCGUCCUGAAAGAGUCAGGACAGGAUUAUGUCGCUGAGUGGCUUCAGCAGUCCCUGAAAGCAGCCGAUCUUCAAAUAGAACCAACUAUUCUAGACCUUGACGGAAAUGACGAAGACCGGAACAAAAUUUGCGAAAAUCUCAAAAGUGGCAUAAUAGUUGACUUAACAUGGACUGGCAAUGAGCAAGCCGAGAAAGUUGCCCUUGAUGUUGGAAUUCUUUAUGUCAAGAUUGAUAUUUCAAUCAGCCCAGCUCUCCUCCUCUUAGACAAGUUUUUAGAAUACAGAAACUCAACAGACGUGACUCUAAUUUUUGACAAUCCUGAGAAAGUUGACGAGGCACUUUAUUUUUGGAUCGACACAACUUUGUUGCGAAUGGUAAUUUCGGAAAAUUUGGAUAAAACCACAGCAAAUAGACUGAAAGCAAUUCGACCAAUCCCUAACAACUUUGCCAUUGUGGCAACUAGCUCGAAUAUGGAAGAACUCCUCCAAACGGCUCUUGACGAAAACCUAGUCACGUUGCCUGAAAGGUGGAACUUGGUGUUUUUGGAUUUUCAGUACCAACAGUUCGACAAGAAACGUCUCAAAAAUAUGCCCAUUAACUUGCUGCACAUGGAUGAGGAAAUCUGCUGCCGGUUUUUGCAAAGUGAAAAGUGUGAAUGUCCGCACGAUUUCAAUCUCCAGGAAAAUUUUCUUUCCCUGGCCACUAACACAUUAGCGAAAAUUUUGAAAACACUAACUAUGGAAAACUUGCUGAGAGCGGAUUUAAACUGUGACGAUUCGCGCUACAGUGAAGCCACCAGGACCAGAUUUUACGAGCUUUUGCAACAAGAAGUCGACUCAAAUGACUUGGUUUUUAAAGAAAAUUUCGGUCUACAUGUCAACAUUAAUGGCGUGAUUGAAACCGGUGAUGAGAAAGUGGCGGAAUACAAUUACAAAACAGGGGUUACUGUUCUGGACGGUAAAAAAGUCGAACCAAUUACUCCCUUCUUCCGAAUCGGAAUAACACAUGCGUUACCAUGGUCGUAUAAAGAAACCGAUUCGUCAGGAAACACCUACUGGACGGGCUAUUGUGUCGAUUUUACCGAAGAAUUGUCAAAACUUAUGGGUUUUGGGUACGAGUUUGUGGAACCCAAAAGUGGCACUUUUGGCAAAAAAAGAGACGGUGUUUGGGAUGGCGUGGUUGGGGACUUAGCCACCGGAGAAACCGAUCUGGCAAUCACAGCGCUGAUAAUGACAGCUGAUCGAGAAGAAGUAAUAGAUUAUGUUGCUCCAUACUUCGAGCAAACCGGAAUAACAAUCGUGAUGCGGAAACCUGUCCGUAAGACCUCCUUAUUCAAAUUUAUGACCGUUUUAAAACUCGAAGUGUGGUUGAGCAUAGUUGGAGCGUUGAUUGUGACGGGGUUUAUGGUUUGGUUUCUUGACAAAUACUCGCCUUAUAGUGCGAGGAACAACAAAAAAGCGUACCCAUACCCAACUAGAGAAUUCACUUUGAAGGAGAGUUUUUGGUUCGCCCUCACGUCCUUUACCCCCCAAGGCGGAGGCGAAGCUCCCAAAGCCCUCUCAGGACGUACUUUAGUAGCCGCUUAUUGGCUAUUUGUCGUCCUGAUGUUGGCUACUUUUACCGCAAAUUUGGCCGCGUUUUUGACCGUCGAGCGCAUGCAAACACCGGUGCAAUCGUUAGAACAGCUCGCCAAACAAUCGAGAAUUAAUUACACAGUCGUGAAAGACUCUGACACACAUAAAUACUUUAUUAAUAUGAAACAUGCCGAGGAUACUUUAUACAGAAUGUGGAAAGAGCUGACUUUAAACGCCUCAACCGACGAUACGCAAUACCGGGUCUGGGAUUAUCCCAUUCGGGAGCAAUACGGCCACAUUUUGUUGGCCAUCAACGACUCAAAUCCUGUGGCGAACGCCUCUGAAGGCUUCCGAAUUGUGAACGAGCACACGGAUGCCGACUUCGCCUUCAUUCACGAUUCCUCCGAAAUUAAAUACGAGAUCAGCAAAAACUGCAACUUGACCGAAGUUGGCGAAGUUUUCGCUGAAAGGCCCUACGCUGUCGCUGUUCAGCAAGGGAGCCAUUUGCAGGACGAAAUCAGCAAAACGAUUUUAAAUUUGCAAAAAGACCGAUUUUUCGAGCAACUCCAGGCCAAAUAUUGGAACCAUUCGGGCAAAGGGAGUUGUCCGACGACCGAUGAUAACGAAGGGAUAACUCUCGAAAGUUUAGGUGGAGUGUUUAUUGCGACACUUUUUGGUUUGGCUUUGGCAAUGAUUACUUUAGUCGGGGAAGUUUUGUACUACAGGAGGAAGAGUAAAAUACAAAAUUCUGAAACUAAAAAGCCGAAGACGGUUCAAACUUCUGAAAAUUGGAAGACAGACACUUUGAUGCCGGUUUCUCUAAUAAAUAAAGACAAACAGUCGGUUACGAUUGGGACAGAGUUUAAACCUGUUAAUAGAAAUAGGGAUUUGUCGGAAUUUGGCCACAUCACGUUGUAUCCAAGGGCAAGGAACAGAAUUACACAGACUAGUAAUGAAUAAAUGAAUGGUCUCAACAAUUAAAAAUGUUUUGCAUG
This is a messenger RNA of Tribolium castaneum (red flour beetle), 2697 nucleotides long. RefSeq names its product Ionotropic receptor 8a (gene Ir8a). Gene Ontology annotation, biological process: monoatomic ion transport; synaptic transmission, glutamatergic; modulation of chemical synaptic transmission. The coding region runs from base 41 to 2662 and encodes 873 amino acids. The transcript is spliced from 13 exons. Gene Ontology annotation, cellular component: postsynaptic density membrane; plasma membrane. The record is from RefSeq and is a predicted model, not a curated record. Lineage: Eukaryota; Metazoa; Arthropoda; Insecta; Coleoptera; Tenebrionidae. Gene Ontology annotation, molecular function: transmitter-gated monoatomic ion channel activity involved in regulation of postsynaptic membrane potential; glutamate receptor activity.